Molecule: messenger RNA, 1147 nt
Organism: Sardina pilchardus (European sardine)
Lineage: Eukaryota; Metazoa; Chordata; Actinopteri; Clupeiformes; Clupeidae
Exons: 2
Coding region: 94-600 (168 amino acids)
Source: RefSeq, a predicted model, not a curated record
CAGUGCACACUGCAGGAUCCAGAGAGGGUUUCAGGAGCUCUGAUCAAUGUGGCAAAGCACCUGGACAACCUGAAGUUCAGAGUCUGGGAGAAGAUGCAGGAGACUGUUCAGCACACCAGCCAGCUGCGUGAGCAGUCUCUCCUGCUGGAGAAGGGAUUCCAGGAGAAGGCCGACAGGUUGCAGCAGCAGAUGGAGGCAGAGCACAGGGCGGAGGUGCAGGAAGCACAGCGCAGGAUUGAGAAGAUGGAGCUUCGCCAGAUGGAGCUUCGCCAGAUGAAGCUUCGCCAGAUGGAGGCAGAGCGCAGGGCGGAGGCGCAAGAGGCAGAGCGCAGGAUGGAGGGGCUGGAGCGUCGCCAGAUGAAGGCCAUGCAGCAGCAGAGAGAGCAUACUCAGGCCCUCAAGCUGCAGCAGAUGGAGGCAGAGCGCAGGGCUGAGGCGCAGGAGGCAGAGCGCAAGGUUGAGGAGCUGAAGCGUCGCCAGGUGGAGGCGGAGGCGCGAGAGGCACAGCGCCAGGUGGAGGAGCAGAAGCGUCGAAAUGAAGCAAAAUUGGAGGCACUGAAGAAAAGGGGUUUUUUAGAUAGGGUUUUUAAUACAGAUUAAAUUGUUAAAGUAACUGGUGUGUAGACAACAAAUCAUGUGUUGUAUGACUAUAGAAAUGUUCUUAAUGUCCUUGGUUCUUAAUUAACUCACUGUACUGGCAUGUGUGUGUGCAGAGAGGGUGUAAUGAUACAAUGAUGCAAUGAUAUUAUGAUACGGUGCAAGGUAUAAAGGUGUGUGUGUGUGUGAGAGAGAGAGACAACUGAUUGUGUCUUGGGUGCACAUACAUUGUUUCUGUAUCCUAAUUGCUUGAUGAGACCUACUAAUGAGGAAGACAAAACCUUAUUUCAGACUCUCAGACUCUCAGUAUAUAUAGAUCUUUAAGCUAAAGGUUAGGUUUAAUUCAAAAGUGUUUCAAUCAUCCCAGUUGUUCCUCAUUGUAUCUCCUCUUGAGAAAUAGCUUUUAAACAGUUGUCUGUUAAAGGGACACUUUAACUCUGAUUUUGAGAGGAUGGAAUGUCUGUGAUAAAUCAUGAGACAUCUGAGGGAGUCAGUGGUAAUCGUUGUGUUCAGUCACGACCAUAAGCAUCAUGUGUGUUUGGGUGACAGA